Tachyglossus aculeatus (Australian echidna) is the source of this 1035-nucleotide messenger RNA. It is a transcript of the gene SLC25A53, whose product is annotated as solute carrier family 25 member 53. The transcript has a single exon. The record is from RefSeq and is a predicted model, not a curated record. The coding region runs from base 41 to 949 and encodes 302 amino acids. NCBI's taxonomy places the organism in Eukaryota, Metazoa, Chordata, Mammalia, Monotremata, Tachyglossidae.
AUCUCAUCGCCAACGGGCCGGGGAAGCGGCCACCCGAAGCAUGGCGGGAGAGAUCCGAGGACUGCCAGAGAAGCGGAGAGAAGGGGGCGUGGAAGGGAAAACGAGUUAUCUCUCUCGGAGUGGCGCCUUGUCCAGUUUCCUGACCACCAUUGUGACCUUCCCCAUUUACAAGUUGGUGUUCCGGCAGCAGGUCCACGCCGUGCCCGUGCCCGAGGCCCUGGACCAGCUCCGCCGCGAGGGCCUGCGCCGCUUCUACCGGGGCGUCUUCCCGCCCCUGCUGACCAAGACCAUGCAGGGUGCCCUGCAGUUUGGGGCCUACAACAGGUGCCUCCAUCUCCUCUCGCCGGCCACCGAGCCACCGCUGCUCGAGCACCGCUGGGCGGCCGGCUUCGUGUCCGGGGUCCUGGAAGCUGUCGUGCUCAGUCCCUUCGAGCGGGUACAGAACGUGCUCCAGGACGGGCGGAAGGACGUCCGCUUCCCCGGCACCCUCAGCAUCCUCAGGGAAUUCAACUCCUACGGCCCCUGGGGCCGGCUGGCCCUCGGCUACUACCGGGGUUUCUGCCCCAUCCUGCUGCGGAACAGCCUGGGCAGUGCUCUCUAUUUCUCCUUCAAGGACCCCAUCCGGGACCGCCUGGCAGGACAAGGAGGGCUGCCCCUCUGGGUGCCCUCCUUGGUGUCCGGCACCCUCAACGGCACCGUCAUCAGCCUCAUGCUCUAUCCGCUCAGCGUCCUCGGGGCCAACAUGCAGUCCCAGGUGGGCUCGCGGAACGUCCCCGGCCUGUGGGCCUCGGCCCGGGCCGUGUGGGAGACCAGGGAUCGGAAGCUGCCGGCCAUCUACCGGGGCGGCUCGCUGGUCAUCCUUCGCUCCGGCGUAUCCUGGGGCCUCACCACCGCCAUCCACGACUUCCUGCAGGCUAACCCCAGCCCGGGGCCCAGAAAGAGCCGCUGACCACCCGUGGAGCGGGCGGAGGGGACACCCCGGCAAGGAGGCCUGGGGGGCUGUGUUUGGGACCUGUGCCUGGUGGGUGGGCGCUC